Molecule: messenger RNA, 1688 nt
Organism: Bemisia tabaci
Lineage: Eukaryota; Metazoa; Arthropoda; Insecta; Hemiptera; Aleyrodidae
Gene: Sf3b6
Product: splicing factor 3b subunit 6
Cellular component (GO): cytoplasm; nucleus
Molecular function (GO): mRNA binding
Source: RefSeq, a predicted model, not a curated record
UCUAGAAAAUACAAACAAACACAACUAGGAAUUUAAAUUUUGGGAAUAUCAAUAUUUUUUCGCUCAGUGGAAGUGUUUAAUAAUUAGAAGUCAACAAUAGUUUUUCUAAUACACCUUAAAAUUGUGCUCAGUUUUGAUUGUUCGAUUUUCCAUACUAAAUUCAUCCUCAACACAAUUUGUCAAGAUGGCGAUGAUGCAAAGAAGAGCCAGUGUUCGACUUCCACCAGAGGUAAAUAGAGUUUUGUACAUCAGGAAUCUACCUUACAAAAUUACUGCAGAAGAAAUGUAUGAUAUUUUUGGCAAGUAUGGAGCCAUUCGACAAAUCCGAGUGGGAUCGACCCCGGACACAAGGGGGACAGCGUUCGUUGUGUAUGAAGAUAUCUUCGAUGCGAAGAAUGCUUGUGAUCACUUAUCUGGUUUCAAUGUCUGCAAUCGAUACCUUGUAGUCCUUUAUUAUCAAUCGAACAAAGCUUUUAAGAAGGUAGAUGUGGACAAGAAGAAAGAAGAAAUUGAAAAAGUGAAAACCAAAUACGGCAUUAACCUGGACAGUGGAAAGUGAGCACAACAUGAAGUAUGAGUGCAGCAACAUACUUGUACUUCAAAUACGUGCUGAAAUUUGUCAGAUCUCAGUGAAAAGUUAAUGUUACAAUGUAAUUGAAACCAUCAUCAUCAUGUAAGUGGUGAAAGUCGCAACACAUGUAUCUUAAUUGCAACCUUCUAAAUGUGCUAUUUCAUUACAUAAUGAAAUAUCAAUGCAUGUUAUUGCACGAAAUUUUUCUCAGUAUUCCCUUUACCAAAUGCACAAAAUCGGUGAAAAAUUGAAGAACCAAAACCUUUCGUUUUUCCUGAUCAACUCAAUUCUGACCACAAAUCUUCAAUGUAAUGAAUCAAGAUUUGUGUAUCGCGACUUUCAUCACCAACUUAAAGACUCAGAUGGAGACAUCAUGACUCUCAUGCCUAAAAAUAACCUCAACGUGUUGUUAGACACUCAGUAACUGGAAACUCUUAAAGUCAAUAUACUUUAUUUGUAAUGAACUGGAUAAUUACCUUUACGCAGUCUUUAGCCUAUUUCAAUUCUAAAUGACCAUGAUUGUAUAACCAGAAUUCCUGUCUCAUUCCAAUAUAUUAGACUUAAAUUAUUAUGAAUCAUGACACUUACCUUUUUAGAAUUUUGGGAGUGGAAUGUAAUCAUCAUUCAAAUGUAUGAUCCAAUCAUCGGAGGAGAAUUUUGGAUGCUAAGUAUACGGUUAUAAUAUUUGAAUUUUGAAAAGAGAUAUCCCAACAAAUCCAAUACACCAUUGCCCUUCCAAGAAUCUUUGUUUUCAGUGCUCUACUUCUAGUAUUCUCCCUUAUUAAUUAUUCCUUUGAAAACAUCCCUCUUAUUUUCUCUGUAAAGUCAGGGCACCUUUACAAAAUAUACAAAAAGAAUCAGGAUUCAUCACGUCCAACAAUACCUCUCCAAGUGGGCGUUUCGCAAUUUUAUAAGAAGCUCUAUAAUAAUUGAGAAACUCUUUACUUAUUUGGUCAAUCAAAUCAUGUUACCAUUACAAGUGAUUUUCCCCCAGAUGUAAUGUCGCGUCAAAUUGUUUCCAGUUGGUGUAGAAGAGGUAUGAAGACCAUACCCAUUACUUUAUUGAUGUACAUUUUUGUAAAUUCUUUUUAAUAAAUAAAUUAAAAUCCAAAUAAUC